Drosophila rhopaloa is the source of this 591-nucleotide messenger RNA. RefSeq names its product TCF3 fusion partner homolog. Bases 62 to 481 code for a protein of 139 amino acids. The record is from RefSeq and is a predicted model, not a curated record. Gene Ontology annotation, molecular function: DNA binding. Gene Ontology annotation, biological process: apoptotic signaling pathway; positive regulation of apoptotic process; apoptotic process. The transcript has 2 exons. Gene Ontology annotation, cellular component: Ino80 complex. NCBI's taxonomy places the organism in Eukaryota, Metazoa, Arthropoda, Insecta, Diptera, Drosophilidae.
UCACACUCAACCAUGGCUUUCAACCCGUAAAUAAAUAAAGAUUAACCAAUAUCUGUAUAAAAUGUUGCUUAAUAAAAAGACGCUCAUUUACAAACAACUGGCGGAGAAGCUGUAUGACAAAUGCCAGAGGAUCCAGGCGGAAAAUGAGCGCUGUGUGAUGAGGGUAAACGGCAUCAAAAAGAUAGUGAGACGGCGCAAUCACGAUGUGGAGCUGCUGAAAAAGCGACUGGACAAGCACGGAGACAAUUGGCGAUCAGUUCCCAUGGUGGCACCUCAUCCCAAAGGCAAAACGGAGCAGAAACGCCGAGGACCCAAGCCCAAAAACAAACAGGCGGCGGAUGGAACGGAAGUCCCCGGAUCAACACCUGGAUCCAAUCCUUCCACGGCCCGUAAGCCUCGAAAGCAGCGUGCCAAGCAGCCACCGACCAAUCUCAAUACAAUCAUCCCGCCUCCUCAUCCGCAACCACAAUUGGGUACCUGAAAUCUAGCGAUUCUCUGGCACAUCCUAUUUUUAAGAAUAAAGGCUAAUACAUUUACUAUUUUAUUAAGAAAACGAAAGCCACUUUAAACAUAAAAAGCAAAAAUAAAGGA